AUGGCUACAUACGACGUAUUUAUCUUUGCCGCGCUUAUCACUGUCGGCGGCGCCGUAUACAAUAGAGAUCGCGAUCGACAACGUGCCGAUCCCCGCUUGUUAGACCGCGCUUGUGAACUCAGCUCCUGUUAUCCGGCGACUGGAAAUCUUCUCAUCGGCCGGGAGGCGAGACUCUUCGCCUCGUCCACUUGUGGAGUCCACGGCCGCGAGCGAUAUUGUAUUGUGUCUCAUUUGGAAGAGCGAAAAAAAUGUUUUUGGUGCGACUCCACGGAAUACACAGUGAACAAUCCGCAGUACAAUCAUCGAAUACAGAAUAUUAUAUACAAGUUUCAUCCCGGCACACGAACGAAGUCAUGGUGGCAAUCCGAAAAUGGAAAGGAGAAUGUUACAGUACAACUAGAUAUGGAAGCGGAAUUCCAUCUAACGCAUUUAAUAAUGAACUUCAAAACGUUUCGCCCUAAGGCUAUGUUAGUGGAGAGGUCUUUUGACUUUGGCAAGACAUGGCGAGUUUAUCGAUACUUUGCGCAUAACUGCGACGAAGCUUUCCCUUCUGUACCUAAGCAUACGCAACGGAGCUUAACUGAAGUUGUUUGUGAAUCACGUUAUUCAGGUGUUGCGCCCUCGACGGAGGGUGAAGUGAUUUUUAGAGUGUUACCACCGAAUAUAAACGUGACGAAUCCUUAUUCAGAAGAAGUUCAAAACUUAUUGCGAAUGACGAAUUUAAGAAUAAACUUUACGAAGUUACAUACACUCGGCGAUGAUUUGCUUGAUAAUAGAGCUGAAAUUCAAGAAAAAUAUUAUUAUUCUAUUUAUGAAAUGACUGUCCGAGGAUCCUGUUCCUGCUAUGGGCAUGCUUCGCGCUGUCUUCCCAUGCCCGGAGUGGAUGCAAAGAACAAUAUGGUUCAUGGGCGUUGUGAGUGCACACAUAAUACACGUGGUUUGAAUUGUGAAUAUUGUGAAGAUUUCUAUAAUGAUUUACCGUGGCAACCGGCCGUUGGAAAAACGUCGAACGCUUGUAAAAGAUGUACAUGCAAUAACCAUGCUACCGCUUGCCAUUUUGACGCCGCAGUUUAUAAUAAGACUGGUAAAAUAAGUGGCGGAGUGUGUGAUAAUUGUCAGCAUAAUACAAUGGGGGUUAACUGUGAGAGAUGUAAACCAACGUUCUAUAAGGAUCCGUCUCUUGAUAUACAAAGUCCAGACGUAUGUAAACAGUGUGAUUGUGACCCAGAAGGAACGACAGAUAAAGAAAUUCUAUGUGAUGACGAAACUGACGCGGCUAAUAACAAAACCGCUGGCAGAUGUUUGUGUAAAGCAAACGUUGAUGGAGCGCGUUGUGAUAGAUGUAGCGAUGGAUAUUGGAACUUUAAUUUGGACAACCCAGAGGGAUGUGAAUCCUGCACAUGUGACAGAUUAGGCACAAUAAAUGAAAGGGGAUGUGACGCAGCAACAGGAAAUUGCUUUUGUAAACGUCAUGUUACAGGGAGAAAUUGUGAUCAAUGUCUUCCCGAGUUUUAUGGGUUGUCAGACAGUGACGAUGGAUGCUCGUCUUGUGAUUGUGACGUUGGAGGCUCCAUUGAUAGAGAUUGUGAUGUUAUAACUGGUCAAUGUAAGUGUCGACCGAAUGUGACAGGCAGACGCUGUGAUCAGCCAUUACAAAACUUUUUCGUUGGAGCACUGGAUUCAAUGGUAUACGAAGCAGAGUCUAGCCAGUGUGAUUCUCAAAUUGAUGAUAACGCUAUUCAAAGCCAAUUAUGUCAUGUUGUUAUUCGAGAAAACUUCCCUGAUGGCAGAAAAGAAACCUGGACUGGCCCCGGAUUCAUGAAAAUACCUGAAAGUAGUACUUUAGUAUUUACAAUCAACAACCUAAAAACAAGCAUGAAUUACAAUGUUCUGAUAAGAUAUGAACCGCAAUCUACAAGAACUUGGGAAGAAGCUACUAUACUUGUUAAGCGACCCACCCCUGAUUCAGAUUCACCGUGUGCCAGUAUACGCCCUGAAGAUGAUACAAUACCUACAGUGUUGCCAGCAAAUCAACGUAGUGUUCUAGUUGAACCAGCGGUUUGUCUCGAGAAAGACAAAGAAACCGAAGUUCGCAUAUACUUAGGAAAACAAGAUGGGCGGACUUCAAGCAGCAGGGCAUCGGUGUUGAUAGAUUCUAUUGUUCUCAUCCCAUCUGUCGAUGAUUUGCCAUUCUUAGCAAAUAACAGCAACGCAAAAGAAGAAUUUGAACGCUACAACUGUGGAGAUAAAUAUUAUUAUGAUUUAAAUAGAGAUAACGUACCAGAAGUUUGUAAGAAUUAUCAUGCUAGUAUCGGAUUUUAUAUAAGGAAUGGUUCAGAAUCCUGUCAAUGUGACCCAUCAGGUUCGAAAAGUCAUCAAUGCGAUCGUUACACUGGAUAUUGUCAAUGUGUUGAAAAUAUUGUAGGUGCACGGUGUGAUAGGUGUGCUCCAGGCACUUACGGUUUUAGCAAGUUUGGUUGUAAACGUUGCGAUUGUAAUAGUAUUGGAUCUUUAGAUAACUUUUGUGAUGCUACUAGUGGACAAUGUAAAUGCAGACCAAAUACCUACGGGCGAGCAUGCGACUUAUGUCAACCAGGCUAUUUCAAUUUCCCUAAUUGUCAGCAAUGUGAUUGUAAUGGGCAUGCCAUUGAAUGUGAUGAUAAAACAGGGGCUUGUAAAGAAUGUGGAGAUUAUAGUGAAGGCCAUCGUUGUGAAAGGUGUAUAGAAGGAUAUUAUGGUGACCCUCGUUUAGGCAUUGAUAUACCUUGUCGCCUUUGUCCAUGUCCUGGAGUUAAAGGUGAUCCAAACAAGAGCAGUCAUGCAGAUAGGUGUGAGUUGGAUGCUGAAACUAAAGAUGUUGUUUGUGAUUGUAAAGAAGGUUAUGCAGGAUUACUCUGUGAUGUAUGUGCUGACAACUAUUUCGGUGAUCCCAUUAAAGGAACAUGUGAAAAAUGCGAUUGCAACGGUAACAUUGAUAUAACAAAACCAGGAAAUUGUGAUCCUUACACCGGAAAAUGUCUACAGUGCUUGCAUAAUACUGCUGGAGAUCACUGUGAGUUGUGUAAAGACGGUUAUUAUGGCGAUGCUUUAGAACAAGCAUGUGAUAUAUGUAAUUGUGACGUAUUAGGAACAAAUUUCACACGUGGAAAUUGUGACCGUGUGACUGGGCAAUGCCCAUGUUUCAAUAAUGUAAUGGGCAUAAAUUGUGAUCAGUGUACUGAAAAUCAUUGGCGAAUCGCACUUGGAAAAGGAUGCGAUCCAUGCGAAUGUGAUCCUAUAGGAUCAUUGUCACCUCAAUGUAAUCCUUUUAUAGGAAAAUGUGAUUGUAAGCCAGGUCACGGUGGUAGGCAAUGUGAUCAAUGCCAAGAAAAUCAUUGGGGCGAUCCUAACAUAGAAUGUUAUGAAUGUGAAUGCGACCUUGAUGGUUCUGUAUCUCAGCAGUGUAUGAGAGAAAAUGGAUCCUGUAUUUGCAAGCCUGGAAUAGGAGGAUAUAAAUGUGACUUGUGUGCUAGAGGUUAUCUUGGUGAAGCUCCUGAAUGCUACGCCUGUGGUGAAUGUUUCGAUAAUUGGGAUCAAUUAAUUGGAAAAUUACGCAUUCAGACGGAAUAUGCUAUUGGAAAUGCCAGUAAAAUUAAAGUAAUUGGAGCUACAGGAGCAUAUACCAGAGACUUUGAAGAAAUGACCAAAACCUUAACAGAUGUCGAAAAUUCUCUCCAGAGUGCAAGAUUAGGACAAACCACCGUUAAAGAGCUUGUUUCUAAUAUAUCGAGUCUACAAGAACAUCUCAAUGAAGCAGAUAAAAAAAUUAAAGAAAGUAAUGAUAAUCUUACAGCUAUUACAUCAAAGAUAAACUUAGGAAAUGUCACUUUAGACGGGUUAAGAUCUAGUAUUGAAAAACUUAAGAGUAAAACAUUGGAGCUUGGUAAUAAUGCAACAAAAUUACAAGAGGCUAACCUUGAGGGUGCACUUAAUCUGACGCGUGAAGCAAAACAAAGGGCUAUCAAAGCAAGUGACGAUGCAGAAAGUGUACAGACUAUUAUUGCGAACGCUGACAGACAAAUUAAAAAUACUGAUAGACUUAUAGAAAUGCAAUAUAACAAUUUUAAUAAUACCCAAAACGAAAAUGAAAAGAAGCUUGGCGAAUUGCAUGACAUUUUGUCGCAGUUUGAUGAAGGUUUCCCUAAAUUAAAUGAAAUAAUGUGUGGACAAGAAAGUGACACCUGCGAUAUUUGUGGUGGCGCUGGUUGUGGGAAAUGUGGUGGAAUAUCUUGUGAUCAAGGUGCAAUAACCAAAGCAGAACAAGCUUUAGACUUUGCAAAUAAAACAGAACAUAGAAUUAAGGAACAUGAACUUUCAGCUGAGGACUUGUUUAGAUCUGUAACUCAAGUUAAGCAAGAUACAGUCUUGGUAAAAUCUAGAGCAGGAGACUUAUUCAAUAGAUCUGGUGAUUUUAAAUUAUCUGCAGAAAAGGUUAUCAAUGAUAGCGUAGACUUAACUUCGGAACUCAGAGAAUUUUUAUCAAACAACUCCAACACUCCCGCAGAUGUAAGGACUUUGGCCAAUGAUAUACUUAAUUUAUCAAUCAGAAUUGAGCCUAAAGAAAUUACUGAGUUAUCUCAAAGAAUCAAUUCUACCGUAUCCCAACUGACAAACAUUGAGAACAUUAUAUCGGAAACCAAGCCUGAUCUUGACAGAGCUAAUGCGCUUAAACAAAAUGCAACGAUCGUAAAUAAAGAGGCUAAUCUCACCUUAGAAAUGGCAAAUAAGGUUUUAGAAGCAUUAAAUGAGGCCCAAGCUGCCCAAAACGCUGCAGAAAAUGCCAUUGAUAAAGCAAAUAACGAUAUCGAAGCGGCAAAAGGAGAUCUCUUACCGAUUGCAAUUGAAACGGAACAGGCACAAAAGAAAGCAAAUGAGACCAUGGAUGAAGUAGAGGGCUUGCGCACUCGUCUGUCAGAUUUACAGAAAAAUAUCCUUAAAAUAGAAAGCGACGCUGAUCAGGUGAAGCAAGAAGCAAAUGAUGUCGUAAAUAGAGCUGAAGCGGCCGAACAAAAAGCAAGGCAGCUGCGACAAGACUUUAAAACAACGAAUUCAUCACUCGCUGAAAGAGCAAACCAAACGUCGAAUUCAAGAGAAAGGGCUCAGCUAUUACUCAAUAGGGCUACAAAACUUGCAAGUGACACACAAACGCAGUUAAAACUUCUUGCCAACAUGGAAGAGCUUUAUAAUGACCAUAACGAACAGCUUAAUACCUUGGAAAAAGAAAUAGGCGAACUGAACUCCCAAAUGAAUUAUUACCUGUCGGAAAUAACGAAGCGCUCAGACAACUAUCGGUGGCUCUACUUAGAGCCAAUAUUACUGUACGACGAAGGCGAUUUGGGAGUUAAGUUUCGCAAAGUGGAUCAAGGUUUUAAACACGUUGCGCGGAUUGUUGAAACUGACCCCAGGCUUUCUGCGUUAAUUCAGUCUUCGAGACUUCAGCCCAUGUUAGACUCCAUAUCGGAACAACUCAAUGCUUGUCAGUCGGCUUUGAAUCAAUAUAUUGAUGAGAAACGUACAAUAUUCCCUCGCCUAUAUUUCCUAAGUGACGACGAUUUGCUAGAGUUGCUCGGUCAGGCUCGAUCAGGCGCUGAAGGCAGGGAGGCCGUGCUCCAAACUCACUUGAAGAAGCUAUUCCCUGGGAUCACUGGGGUGGUAUUGGGACCUGGUGGAGUAUCAAUAACAACUCUCUGUAGCCAUUACGACGAAACAUUUAAACUGGAUCGGCCAGUCGAUAUUGAUUGCGCUGUUGAGAUUUGGCUUAAAAACCUCGAGGAUGAAAUAAGAGCGUCGUUGAAAAGUCUAACGUUGAAUUGUAUAAGUGGGAACUCGAGCCUCGAUCUGUUUUCGCUACCGACGCAGAUUAUGUGCUUAGCGCAAAAUAUUAGAUUCACCGAACAAGCUGAAAAGGCGAUCACAAGUAGAGAACUACGAAUUCUUAAAGAAAAUAUUGAAAAGGAGAAUGAUAGUUAUACAAGCGAUUUCGAGGAUGAAGCCGAGAAAUUUAAGAAGCAAGCGCUGAUACUCCAAUGCGCGUACUAUAAGGAGGUUGUUGCUGCUCUAAUUGAAAAUAAUGUCGUGUCGACUAGUGAUUGGGUGUGGCAGAAACAGUUGCGAUUUUAUUUAAUAAAAGGUGAAGUCGUUGCGAGGAUGGGUUUAGCUGAAAUUCCCUAUUCGUAUGAGUAUUUGGGAAUUCAAACUGGCCAAUUCGUAAGAACCGAGUUGGCUGAGGAAUGUUUUCUUAUAUUAACUCAGUCGUUACAUUUUGGCUUUAUCGGUAAUCCGUUUGGUCCAGCGGGAACGGGAAAAACGGAGUCUGUGAAAGCUUUGGGAGGACUAGUCGGGCGAUUGGUCUUGAUUUUUAACUGCGAUGAGGCAAUGGACGGCGAGUGUAUGGGACGGUUAUUAACAGGCUUGGCUUUGAGCGGGGCUUGGGGCUGCUUUGACGAAUUCAACAGGCUCUCGUCGCCAGCAUUAGCCGCCGUCUCGCAUCAGUUCACUUCUAUACUCGCUGCGAUGUUAGAGAAGGAUAAAGAGGCCCUUUUGAAUGGAAAACACGUCUGCGUGUCCCCAUGGUGCGGCAUAGCGGUGACCCUGAACCCAGCGGGUCGUGGGUACGGGGGUCGUCGCGAGUUGCCAUCCGCUCUUCAGCGCGUGCUUCGGCCCGUAGCCCUUACGGCUCCUACUCCUGGUCCUCUGGCCUCGCACCUCUUGGCCGCGCAUGGGGCUUCGCACUCGACCAGGCUGGCGGCUGAUUUGACGUCCGUUUUUACUCUAUCCAGUAACCUCCUGAGCAGCCAGCGUCACUACGACUGGGGCCUGCGGGCCCUGAAGGCGGCGGUGGGCAGCUGUGGCCAGGGCUUAAGGGCCCAAGGCGUACGGGAGGAGCUUGCACAACGCGCCAUCUUGCGGAAAGUGCUCAAACUCAACAAUCUCUCCAAAUUGACGAAGCCGGAUGCCGAAAGAUUUGAAAAUAUUCUAUCGUUGGUGUUCGCUGAUGUGCCUGAAGAGAAACUGGACGAGAACUCUUUCUCUGUGUCUGUCCAGUCUGCGUUUGAACCGCUGCAUAUUGUGUAUAAUCAGUUGCAGGCUGAGAAAUGUAUGGAACUGUAUGAACAGCUGCAACAACGAAUGGGUGUGGUGAUAGUUGGGCCGCCUGGCUCUGGGAAGACUUCUAUUAGAAAAUUAUUGAAAAAUGCGCUAAUAUCAACCGGUCGGACGGUAAUGGAGCACGUGAUAUACCCAAAGGCGGUUCAUCGCGAGAGUCUGUUGGGGCACGUCGAUCACGACACUCGGCAGUGGACUGAUGGAGUCAUUUCCACUAUUGCCUUGCAAGUCUCGCAGCAGCCUCCAGAUGUAUAUUCCUGGGUGGUUUGCGACGGCGAUAUUGAUCCAGAAUGGAUAGAGGCGUUAAACUCAGUGCUGGAUGACAAUAGGUUGUUGACUCUGCCUUCGGGUUGGAGAGUUCAGUUUGGACAAAAUGUUAACUUUAUCUUUGAGACGCACAGCUUGGAACACGCUUCGCCGGCCACCAUUUCGCGGAUGGGGAUCAUUUUGUUGAGUGAGGAAGAAUGCUGUGUACAGGAAGUUCUUCAAAAUUGGAUAAGAAAAGCUGAGAAUGAUGAAAUUUUAAAAGGUGCCUUAGCAUUGAUACAGAAUGUCGUGCAAAGAUGUUUGAAGUGGUUUGACAGUCACAAGUCGAGAACGCUCAAAUUUUACAGUGUGGCAAUGGUACAACAAAUCCUAACUCAACUCGAAUACAUAGUUCAAGAAGCGGACAAUAAACAUCUUUCAAUGGAAGAAAUGACAUAUUUAUCUCUACAGCAAAGUGUAAUUGGUCUGCUAAAGGAGAACGCUCUUCAUGCGUUUCAUGAAGAGAUGUCGGACAUUUUGGGUCCGCCUCCACAAACCACUACGCACCUGUGCGAGCGCGUGUCUGACGUUUUGAUAAUGUCGCCGCGUUUAGAUGCGCCUGCGCAGACAUUACGCGCAGUUGUCAACGCACGAUCCCACGCCGUUAUAAUGGGAUAUGAGGCGUGCGCUAAGUACGCUUUAGCGGAAUACGUCCUAAGAGAAACAAAUGCCACGAUUGUCCCAAUCGACUGUUCUCCGUUAUUGGAACCGGCCGAUAUCAUCGCUGAACUAAAACGAAAAAAUGUGGUUCGUUCUGCGGGCGGGUCUAACUCCCGCGUAGUGGUGCUGGUUCGAGCUCUUCACAGAGCUAGAGUUGAUGCUUGGGGUUCUUCUCCCGUACACUCUUUCUUGUUGCAGCUUAUCCAAGGCCAUGGAUUCUGGAGCUCAGAUGAAAAUGGUUCCCAAUGGCAUAGCGUUACACGCGUGAGCGUCAUCGCGACGGCGGAACCUCGCGCUAAUAUUGCCUCGAGACUGGCGGCUGCGCUUGCGCAUAUUUAUAUACCAGAACCUACGGAAGAUGAGCAGUUAGAAUUGGUAACAAGUUCUUUGAAGGAAAAUGUGACCAAGAACUUUGGAGACAAAGAUGUGUUGACACUGGCAAAGAAAAUCCUGUUAAUGUUUAAAGAGAUAACGGAGAGCUUCGAUGCGAAGCCACAUUACACCUGGAACUCCUCCCACUUGAAGGCUUUGUGUGAGAAUACAAAGUGCUACAGCCCCGCAAAUUCGACAGAUGUUGUAGCAGCCCUCAAUGCUCAAGCAAAAAUGAUAUUCCGUGAUCGCCUCCUAAAGGACGAGGAAAAAUCCGAUUUUGAUGCUUUACUCCAUAAAUAUCUUGAUAUUGAGAAAGAUAUGAACUUCAAAAUGAUUUUGCGUGGCGAUGGAGUUUACUUAGAAGGCAUAGACUACGCCGCCUGGUACCAGAACACUCUAAUGCUUAUCAACCAAUGCUUGACGGAAGAUGAAAAGGCCUUUGGUGACAGUGGUAUGGAGGUUUGUAAGGAGUUGUCUACGCUGUGUCCUUCAAUUGCUCUGGCGCUUAAUGGGAACGUUGUAACGUGCGUGAGUGGUACAGGCUCCGGCGUAUGCGCAGCCGCUCGUAUAGUUUGCGCGGCACUAUCUGCUAAUUGUGUGCUUGCUGAGCUGCCUUCACAGUUUGCUAAUAACUUUAAAGCUUCUCUAACAUCUGCAAGUGAAGGGAACCAUACUCUAUUAAUGAUCACGGAAUGGUCAUCCGAUGAAAAUAACUUGGCCAUCGUAGAAGCCUACAUUCGCGCGGGUAGCGUGUACGCACUUCCGGCAAAUGUAAUGCCAUCUAUUGGACAGAAUGCGGAACAAACACUUAUUAAUAUAAAACAACACCUAGGCAUUUUAAUAUGUUUGCACAAAGAUCAAGAGAAUCUAUCGGAACUUUUGGAAAAAUUCCCAUUUAUGUCUGACACGGGCCAGUUAAUAUGGCUCGAGAGAUGGUCGGAGGCGACUUUGAGAGAGAUGCCGGCUUUGGUUGUUCAGAGGUUAAUUAAAGAAGACAGUGAUGAUAUAUGGAAAGACGAACAAAUCGACAUUCCAUUGGAGGGAAUGAUCAGCAUUUACAAUAGCGUAGAAGAGCACUGGUUGAAGAAUCCAUACCGAUACAUGCAUUUCAUCAAAGCAUUCUAUAAUAUUGUCACUAAAAAGAAGACGACACUUGUGCAACGUCUAAAGAUGUUGUCGGCCGGCGUAGAGGCCCUCCGUCGAGCCCGCAGCGACGUCGGUGCACUCCAAUCGCAGGCGGCGGAACAAGAGCUGGAACUCAACGAUAAGAGGGAGAAAGCGAAUAAAGCGUUGGAGCAGAUCGGCGCUACUGUGAGAGCCAACACGGAUAAGCACGAGGAGAUGCAGAUAUUGAAGAAGAAUAUAGAGAUGGAGAAUGAGAAGCUGCAAAUACGUAAAAAAGAAAUAGAAGAAGAAUUAGCGGCAGUAGAACCUGUGAUUGCGGCCGCUCGAGCUGCCGUAGGUGAUAUCAAACCUGAAUCUCUUAGUGAAAUGCGAUCGUUGCGUGCGCCACCAGACGUGGUCCGAGACGUGCUCGAAGGGGUGUUGAGACUGAUGGGGAUCGCUGAUACGUCUUGGCAUUCUAUGAAGAGCUUCUUGUCGAAGCGAGGCGUCAAAGAGGAUAUACGAUGCCUAGACGCGAGUCACAUAAGCCCCGAGGCGAUAGAGUCAGUGCAGCGCCUGUUGGAGAAACGCGGAGCAUCUUUCGAGCAGGCCACUGCGCGUCGGGCCAGCGCCGCGUGCGCCCCUCUGGCCGCCUGGGUGCACGCCAACCUUGCGCACGCGCACGCGCUGCUCCGAGUAAAGCCACUGCAGACGCAGCAGAGGCAAUUGCACAAAAACCUGCAACAAGCGGAAAGCGAACUGGAAGCCCUAUCGAGCGGAAUGACGUCGGUGGAGGAACGUGUGACGUCACUGAAGGAGCAACUCGGCCAGCACACUCGGGACGCGGCAGCUCUGGAGAUGCGACUGACAGCCGUGACUGACACCAUCCAACACGCUAAUGGCUUAUUGGAACAUUUGGCGAACGAGUAUCGGACGUGGGAGACUGAUUUACAAAAUAUAUCUCGGGAGAUAUCGGAACUGAAUCAGAGAUCGCUGUUGGCGGCCGCAUACGUGGUAUUCCUACCUGACCUCACCGAGAAACAAGCAGAAGUUCAAAUACAAAAAUGGUGCCAAUUACUAGGAUACGAAACCAAAAGCUUCUCCGUGGUCAGUUUCCUGUCCAGUCCUGAGAAGCAGGUGAAAUGGGAAGCUGACGGAUUACCUUUGGACCAGUCUGCGCUGAAGAAUGCCGUUCUUAUUGAUCAGAUAUUGGAUUCACGUAAAUGUGGGCUGACACCACUAAUAAUAGACCCUGAUGGAGAAGCCAUGAACUGGCUCAAAAAGACCCUCAACGGAUCAUCCUUUGAGUUCGUCUCGCAGAAUAGUGAUAAGCUGCAGACUGCUGUGCAAUAUGCUAUAAGACUUAAUCGUACCCUGGUGAUAUACGACGUGGAGUGCGUACACGCCUCGUGGUGGGGCGCGAAAGGAAACGUGCUGCUCGUGACGCGCGAUCCGUCGCUCGUACGCUCUCUGCCCGCGUACGUGCUCGCCGUUCUUAGCCCUUUGUAUUUCACUGCGAGGCUGCAUGCGUUGUUCGAUCAAUUAAUACAUUACACGAUGCAAAAGCAAAAUCCCGAAAUGAACGAGAAGAUUAAGGAAAUUAAGUUAAAGAAGGCUUUGCUGCAAAACCAACUUCACGAGUUGCAGGAAAACCUUCUGAAAGAUCUCUCGAGCAACAGCGACAUAUUACACGACGCAAACUUGAAAGCCUCCUUAAGCAAGACCCGAGACACGAGUAUAACUAUAUCGGAGUCUCUAAGCUCAGCUCAAAUUAUUGAAGAAGAGUUCAAAGCUUCGUGCAAAGUGUUUGAAGAAAGUGCGCUGAAAGCGGCGCAUUUGGUUCUCGCUGUCAAGGAGUUGGCUGCGAAAAAGCCUUUGGUGUCAGUGCCCAUUGACACGAUGUUGGAGGCUUACGUUGACGCUAUUCGAAGAAGCCCGGAUGAAAAGAACAUCAGCUCCAACGAGGUCGUAAAAUACCUAAUGAGAAGAACAGUAGAGCGCGUGCUUCUCAGUUUGCACAAAAAGGACAAAUAUAGUGUAGUAUUGCAUUUGCUGAAGCAAGUGUUCGAAGACGUAAUACCAGAAAAGCUCUGGCAUUUGUUUAUCGGAAGCUUUGAACUGAUUGACGAUCGAGAAAUUGCUGCAAUUAAGAAUGUUUACAACUGGAUUCCCGAUGAUUGUCUUAAAAGAGUUGCGAGCAUUAAGGUGGAAGAUGAAGAGUUAUUUAACAAGCUUUCGUUAAAUAACACGUUAUGGUUGGAUUUUAUGAAGUCCGGAGACUUUAGAGUGAUGAGCAAAUUGGGGUUGACAAUAUUUGAGACGGUCGUGGCAGUGUCCGCUCUGAGGCCGAAUAGCUUGUACCGGGCCGUGAUCCUGUUGGUGGAUCUAAUGUUAGGAGCUGGAGUGAUGAGCGGUGGUGAUGAGAUCCGCAAAGCCCACCGUUGGUCAUCACCGCAGCGCUGUGUCUUGCUUCUGGGGACCCACGCGGCUGAUCAGUUGCAGGCACACGCUUAUCCACGCCGCUUUAUACAGAUGGGAAUAGACGAAGGGCGUCAAGCGUGGGAAGGAGCUAUCGAAAGCAUUCGCGAAGGAGGCUGGCUCGCCAUCAACGUGGGAGCUUCGCCCUUCUCCAAGGCUCUUAGGGAAUUCCUAGAUGACCUGAAGAAUCGACCGGUCGAAGACUUCAAUAGUGACGUCCGCGUGUGGAUUGUCGCUGAAGAUCGCGAAGUUCCGGCUGCGAUAUCCGGUUCCUGUGUCAAUGUAUUACUUGAGACAGCAGAGGGCGUGAAACACAAUGUAUGCAGCGUGUUGAGUACUUGGAGUAGUUCUCAAAACGCGACAAUUACGAGGCGUCUGGUCAACCUUUCGAUAUUGCAUGCUUUGGUAUUGGAACGGAGGGCGUACGUGCCCUUAGGUUGGAGCCAAUACUACGAGUGGGGUUGGGGCGAAGUGUCCCUUGUGCGUGCGUGCGUAUCCCAAAGUACGAACACGUCUCGCUCGCUGUGCGAGGCCGUGUACGCAGCUCGCGUCCCCACGGCACCCGACCGACGCGUGCUUCGAGCUCUGGUGGCUUCGAGUUUGGGAGAUUCUUCUCAAGCCAAUACGUAUACGUUGCCCGGGCUGAAUGCGCCUUUGCCCUACGCAGACAGUUUGCAGGAUUACAUAUCUGCGCUUGAGAACUUGCCGGAACUGGAUUCUCCUGAACUUCUGGGUUUGGCUAAGAACUGUCGCCUUGCGUGGGAGAGGAAGGCUGCGGAGAAUAUUGUCUCAGGUCUCAGAGAAAUGAAUUCGACUGUUUCAAAGAAAAACACAAGCACAGCACCAAUAAAAUCACUUCUGGCGUUGUGGAAGAAACUUAUGGCCGGGAAUCCUCUUCUUAAACCGGACUUCUCUGUCGAAAUGCGCGGCAGUGACUGGUGGACGUGCGUAUGCGCAGGUGAAUCGAGUGACGCGAAGCGAAGUGCGAGGGCCAUCCAUCAUACGCUGGCUGCGUAUGCGCAUCGACUGCAUACCGACGCGCACUUGCAUGUCGUACCAGAAGAAUGGCAAAUGUUAUGGUCCGGGCCGGAUAAGCCGGACGAGUACAUCCGGGAGUUCUGUUUCCGAGCACGAGCUUCCGCCAAUCGGCUCACUGAGAAAAUCGCAGACAACUUUAUGCCUAAACAUUUAGACCUUCGUUCCCUGCUAUUCCCGGCCCGUGCUUUGCGAGCUAUACAAGCGAAUGCCGCGACAACACUCGGAUGCGCACCUCACUCUUUGAGGUUGGAUGUGCAGUGGGACCAAAAAGAAUAUGAAGAGCGCUCAAACAGCGUGAAAGUCACCGGCCUGUCCUUAAGCGGGUGUCGUUGGGACGUGUCAGGCUUGUGUCCGGUAGAUGCGCACGCGCCGCCUUGCUUACCUGCACCACCUUUGUCACUUACAUAUGUACCAGGAGAUAAUGAAUUACAGAGUCGCGCGUCCCGCACCAGUCGCGUGACCCUAGCAAUGUACGCGAGUGCGACGAGGGACGCGCUAGUGUGCGAAGUGUUUGCGCCACUCGCGCCUAACUUCACGCCGCAGAACGCUAUUUUGCACGCAGCCGCUCUUUUCAUUGCACCUGUCGAUUAA
Molecule: messenger RNA, 13692 nt
Organism: Pieris macdunnoughi
Lineage: Eukaryota; Metazoa; Arthropoda; Insecta; Lepidoptera; Pieridae
Source: the annotation of a GenBank genome assembly